CAAUGUUUGUGCUACCAUUUGAUUUCCUUCAAUUUUGGAUGAUCUGACGUUAGACGAUUUUAGUAACAUCAAUAAUAAACCAUAUGCUACAAUUAACUGUGUUCGUCAGAAAGUAAAUUAGUUCAUAUGCUUUGCUGGAGCUCCCCAAAGUCCUGUCACCAUUUCUGGAAACCAGUGAAAGAACUUUUAAAAAACAACUGAAGUUCGUUUUGUGAACUGUUGAAAUCUUGUACUUUUCCCGAACAAUGUUUUAAACAUCCAAGGUCACAGUGGGGAGAAUGCACACCGGUUUUCGCAUUUUGUACCUUGUUUGGUAACUUCUGUCCUACCGGAACUCCACCAUGGUCGGUCAACCUUUCAGUUGGAGCUGUUAUGCAUGAGUACUAGAGUGUCACCUGAAUCUUUCAAACCGUCAACACUUAAAACAUUUUUGCCCAGUGGAGGUGGCAUCUUAAUAAAAUUGUCACAGCUUUAUGGAUAUUUACUAGUGUUUCGCCAAAAAAGCCAUUCAUUUCACACUUCAAUGUCAUUAGUUAAAAAACCCAAUUAUCUUGUACAUAAUCCAACUCAAAGUGUCUCUGUGGUCCAUGAUGCCGCCCAGCUUCAGAACGUCGCAAGGAUUCAAGAAUUUUACCGUCGUCCAUUACCUCGACAUUGUAUUUCUUUUAGUUCUCCCGAAGGAAAACGUAUUUUCCGCGAGGCAUUAUUAUCAGGGCAUAUGGAGACUUAUUUUUGUUUAGCGUCUCAAUUUUGCACACAGGAAGAACCUUCUUAUUGCGGGCUUGCCAGUUUAGUUAUGGUUCUCAACGCUUUGGGUAUAGAUCCUGGACGAGUAUGGAAAAGCCCUUGGCGUUGGUAUCAUGAAAGUAUGUUGACCUGCUGUUUGCCACAGGAUGUUCUCACAAAAGGAAUUACCCUGGAUGAUUUUGUUAAAAUUGGUCGUUGUUACGGCUUAGAUGUGGAUCUACAUCGUGUUUCUUCGGAAAAUUCACUAUCGCAUUUUCGAGAUAUGGUAACCAAAAUGACUUCUGGAUCAUCUGAAGGUUAUCUUGUUGUCUGCUAUAGCCGCAGUGCUUUAGGCCAAACGGGUACAGGUCAUUUCGCUCCAGUCGGUGGUUAUCAUCCACAAAGAGAACUUGUCUUUCUAUUCGAUACUGCUCGUUUUAAAUACCCACCUCAUUGGGUUUCUCUGACAAAAUUAUGGGAGAGCAUGAAUCAAGUAGAUCCUGCUACACAACUACCUCGAGGUUUUGUUGUUCUUCGAAAGGCUACAAUUCCAGUUUCUAGUGAACAGAUAACUGAAGCACAAGAAGAAUUACGUGUCAGCUUUAGUAGUGAUAAUAGUACUAAUUGUCAAAACCAAUUGCAUAAUAGAUUUCAGCUGCAGUUAUUUGGAAUUUCCAGCUGCGCUUACCAAGCUUAUUCAUCCCGGUCAACACUGCUUGAUUGUAAUUCAUCUAGUUACAAGCUGAAAUCACUGGCCGAUCGAUGGAUCGAUUGGUUGAAAUAUGAAAUCAAUGAAUCAGAAGUGUUUAUGAAUGAAACUACACAGUUUUGGAAUGAAGCUAUCCAAUUUCUAUUCGAUGAAAUCUAUACAUUAAGACCAACUGAUUUCUUUUAUGUUACUCAACCGUUGAAAUCAUCACCAACAACAACAACAGCAGAAACUCAGACGAACACCACUACACCACCAGACGAUCAUCAAUCGGGAAAUUUUUGUUCUCACAGUGUACUACGUGAUCUUGUUGGCUCAUCGUUAGGUCGUAUCGUCUCAGAGUUUAUAUCAAAAAUGAAUCAUGAUUUCUUUACAUGGUUAACUACUGACGGUACUUUCCGACUGGCUAUCUCAUCCAAUUCAUGGAAUACUGCCUCUGCUGAUCCAUGUCCAUUCACAGUGUUAACUGAUCCUGGAUUACGGUUGUGUCUGUUAGUGACUAGUUUUCUAUUGGUAUUUCCGUAUAAUCAUUUUCUGCCAGAUCAUCUGUUGGAUAAUUCAGUGUCUUCAUCGUCAUCAUGCUUGCCGUCGACUACGCCUGUGUCUCGACUUCAAAUUAUGAUCAAGUUAGUUGACGAUGUGAAGCUGUCGACUCCGACUAGAAAUGAGUUGAACUUGUUGAAAAGUAUGUUACAGACACUGAUGAGUAAAGGUGCACAACUGUCGUGCACUAGUUGUGUAGAUAAAUGAUGAUUUUGGCAUAUGUAUCAUUAUACUACUUAUUUAUUUGUUUAUUUACUUAUCAGUUCUCAGGGAUUUUGAUAAGAAAAUUCAGAUCUCUCUAUCCAUGUUUUGCUUUUAUAUAUAUUUUAUAUUCUUCAACUGCAUUAUUGUUUUUUUGAAGGUAUUUCUUAUU
This is a messenger RNA of Trichobilharzia szidati, 2351 nucleotides long. Lineage: Eukaryota; Metazoa; Platyhelminthes; Trematoda; Strigeidida; Schistosomatidae. The record is from the annotation of a GenBank genome assembly.